AUGCCUUCUCCAGCCGAGUCUGCCAGGCUUUUGGGCACCCCUCCACCUUCGCUGGGACCAGUACCCACACCCACCAACCCUCCUCGUCGUGCAAGACCACCAUUGCUUUCGGUGCCUAGUUCACAGUCGGUCAGAUCGGCCCGGUCUGUUCGAAGCAUGGAGCCGGUGAUUGCUAAUUACCGGCUGUGUGAUGUUGAUCUGAUCAAUUUGGAGUCGAUAAGUGACUCGCAUAAGAAUUUCAGUCGGUGGGCAUACAUAAGCUACUAUCUACCGAUUCUACGGUGGCUUCCACAGUAUAAUGCUAAGGAAAGCUUGUUGGGGGACGUUUUGGCUGGGGCCACUAUGGCUAGUUUCCAGAUGCCCUUGGUGAUGUCUUUGGCUACAUCUUUGGCGAAGUUGCCGCCUUUGGUGGGUCUUUACUCGGUGGUGGGUGCCGCCACAGCUUAUGCUAUCUUUGGAGGAGUUCCUGUGCUUGUGGUGGGCCCGCUGCCGGGGACUGCUGUUUUGUAUGGCCAGGUGAUCGAGGAUAUCGUGCAUUCGUCGAAGGAGAUGAAGUUGACCAACUUGGAGGUGAGUGCUACCAUUUCAGUGGGCAUGUCUGCGAUCUUAUUGGCGUGUGGCUUGCUUAAAUGGGGGUUUCUCGAUAAUAUCUUCUCCAGGGCGUUACUUAAAGGUUUCAUUGGCGCCAUGGGUGUGGUGAUGAUCAUCAACCAGUUUGUCAUCCAGCUCGGACUCCAGGACUUGGCUGCGAAAGAGCCUCACCAUUCGAUAAUAGAUAAGGUGGUGUUUGCCGUGACCAACGCUCACCAGGCCCACCGCCUCACCGUUUGCGUGACGGUUUUCACUUUACUCAUUGUGCUUAUCGUGAGAAAGUUCAAGAACACUUUGGUCAAUAGAUAUGGCAUCAAACUGGCCGUUUACAUCCCCGAACUUCUCGGAAUGGUGGUUGUGGCUACAAUCUUGUCGUAUAGUUUCGACUGGGAGAGCAAGGGAGUUGAGAUUGUGGGCGAUUUGACCAAGACAAAGAAGACAAAAGCCGCUGUGGUUGCCGCUGAAUCGAUCAUCAUAAACCCUUUUAAGUUAUCUCGCUUCCCGUUGUUCAAGAAGGUUUUCCAGACUUCGUUUCUUUGCUCCAUUCUCGGGUUCUUCGACUCUACUACUGCAACCAAAGCUCUUGGGGCUCGCUACAACUAUAAUGUUUCUUCAAACCGUGAGCUCGUGGCGCUUGGAAUGUGCAACUUUGCCAUCACCAUGUUUGGUGGCUUACCUUCGUUUGGUGCUUUGGGUAGAUCCAAAGUGAACAUUCUUGCCGGUGCACUGACGCCAAUGGCUACCCUGAUCAUGGCGGCUAUCGUUGUCAUUGCUAUUCGGUACUUACUUCCGCUUCUUUACUAUUUGCCCGAAUGUGUCCUUGCCUUGAGUACAACGAUCAUUGGUUUGACAGUCCUUGAAGAAGUGCCUCACGACAUUGCAUUCUUCUGGGAGAUCGAUGGCUACGACGAGAUCAUUUCUUUGUUGGUAGUCUUUGCAACCACGAUUCUCUGGAGUGUCGAAUCAGGCGUUAUCUUGGCCAUUGUCAUUGCAGUUGUUAGAAUCAUAAAAGCGGGCACCCAAUCACGCAUUCAUAUCUUGGGAAGAGUUCCCAACACUUCGGUUUUUAGAAACGCUGAUGAGCUCAUAGAGGAGAGCUUCUCCACAUACACUGAGGCAGAACACCAGGCCAACUCUGAAUCUACGUCUACAGACAACUUGGCCGAGUUGGUUGCAGAAAUCCAACAAAUAGAGGGCGUUCUAAUUAUAAAGAUACCCGAGCCCUUGAACUUUGCGAACCUGGGUGCAUUACGAGGCCGUCUUAGCCGUAUUGAGAAAUUUGGAACACUACUGGUCCACCCUUCUCAGCCGUCAAACCGAGGCUUUGAAGACGGAGCCAUCAAGUUCGUCAUCUUCGACUGCAAAGGCAUGACGAGCAUAGACGCCCUGGCCACACAGACACUAUGUGAAAUCGUCAGACGAUACAGCGAGGUCAACAAUAUCUGUGUGUCGUUUGCGCGAGUACCCACCAACUCUCAGGUCAGGAACAGGUUUAGGUCACUGGGAAUUGCUGGCAUUGUCAACUCCAACUACAAGCGUUAUGUGAAAGGCAGGUCCUCACAAAUGCUCAGUGGAGGCGGCAGCUCUACUUCAUUACGUACGUACACUGUAGCCACCAGGCUUGGGGACGGUUUUUUCCUUAGCAUUGAUGAGGCCCUUAAGGCUUUUGACAUUGAAAGUGUUUAA
Messenger RNA from Candidozyma haemuli, 2277 nucleotides. RefSeq lists its product as uncharacterized. The record is from RefSeq and is a predicted model, not a curated record. The coding region runs from base 1 to 2277 and encodes 758 amino acids. The transcript has a single exon. Gene Ontology annotation, cellular component: membrane. NCBI's taxonomy places the organism in Eukaryota, Fungi, Ascomycota, Pichiomycetes, Serinales, Metschnikowiaceae. Gene Ontology annotation, biological process: transmembrane transport. Gene Ontology annotation, molecular function: sulfate transmembrane transporter activity.